AUGUUGGAAACUGUGGGUGGCGGAUUUAAUAUCGGUGCGUGUUCAUCAAGUCCUCAUCACCACGUAUUUGUUUGGCAUGACUCCUCAUUCCAGCUAAUACAACUUCGACGAGUCGAGCAGAUUCAAAACGAGGAGGAAGACAAGAUCAGUAUGUACUUGAUCUGUGCUGGAGUUGGAUGCGUAGUGGUUGCAGCGCUUCUCUUGAUCAUCUACAUAUAUCUGCAAAGAUCGCGAGAGAAGAGGCUUAUCGAAUUGGCCGAGAACAAACAUCGCAGGAAGGUCCGUUGAUU
Cylicostephanus goldi is the source of this 290-nucleotide messenger RNA. Lineage: Eukaryota; Metazoa; Nematoda; Chromadorea; Rhabditida; Strongylidae. The record is from the annotation of a GenBank genome assembly.